Messenger RNA from Bactrocera tryoni, 2262 nucleotides. RefSeq names its product solute carrier family 22 member 3. Gene Ontology annotation, biological process: transmembrane transport. The record is from RefSeq and is a predicted model, not a curated record. Gene Ontology annotation, molecular function: transmembrane transporter activity. The transcript is spliced from 6 exons. Lineage: Eukaryota; Metazoa; Arthropoda; Insecta; Diptera; Tephritidae. Bases 46 to 2121 code for a protein of 691 amino acids.
GUAAAUUAAAAACAUAACAUAUAGGAACGGAACAGUUUGCUGAAAAUGUCUGUGUUUGAGUUGCAAGAAAAAGUGAAGACUAAAACAGUAAACGCAUGUACCGUUGCGCCUAUGAUCUUUGCGCUAAGCGACACAAGCAACAACAACAAAUGUGAUACAACAAAAACAACAGAAAAACAGCACAACACCUCAGCGCCAACCACAGGCAGCUCGGUUGCGCCACAACCGGCGUCUCCCGACAUCGUGCAACAAGUGUGCGGCAACUUCGGUCACUGGCAGCUGCGCACCAUACUGCUGAUCUUUCUUUGCAAAAUACCCUCCGCCUGGUUCAUGGCUUGCAUUAUCUACACCGCGCCCACACCGAAGAAGGGCGACUACUAUUGUCGUCCGCCGGCGCUUAUGAAUCUCAGCCGAGGCUCAUUGACGGCCGACACGCCCGCCUGGGUGCGCAUGUCACAUCCGGUGUCGGACGAACGCGACACCGAUCGCCGCUUCUAUUUGGAUGCGUGCAAUAUUUACGAGGAGCAAUUGCAACGGGAUUUCAUUGCCAAUCAUGCCAACUAUACGAAUCCGUUCGAGCAGCCCGAUGUGGUGCGCCAGGCGAAUGGUUCGUUGAAGUUCAAGGUGAAUGUGUUGCCUUGCGAGCAUUUCGAGCAUAACUCCGAUUACAAAUCGUUGGUGUCGCAGUUUGAUUUGGUGUGUUCGCGUCAGUUGUUGAUAUCGAUGACGCAGUCAUUUCAUGGUUUGGGCGCCUUCAUCGGUGGGCUGGUGGCACGUCACGCGCUAAAACAUGUGAGUCCUCGGCGCCUAAUGCUUGUCGGCAUGUUUUUCCAAGUCUUCUGUGGCUGCAUUACUGGCUUGGUGACAAAUUUCCAACUACACAUUUAUUUCCGCUGCUUAACCUCCAUCGCCUGUACCGUUAUCAUGUCUGCUGGCCAGGUUAUAUUAAUGGACAUUACAGACGGGCGUGCGAAAACCAUCGUCACCACGCUUUCUGAGUUAUUCUGGGGCAUUGGACUUAUACUGCUGCCGGGCAUAUCAAUAUUUUUCGAUAGCUGGAGUUAUUUGUAUGUGGCCAUAUCGGCUUCGGUGCUUAUUUUGAUUUUUGUGCAUAGAUGGAUAGCCGAUUCGCCACGCUGGCUGCUAGGUUGCGACAAAUUAGAUCAAGCGCUCGAACAGUUACUAAAUUCGGCCACACUUAACCAUCGAUCCAUACCACUAGAUCUAGAGGAAAAGUUGGCGCAUCAAGCGAAGCACUUACAACAAGAAGCAACGAGUGCGCCACGCUAUUGGUCCAUAUGGGAUAAGACCACCGAACGUCAGUAUAUCUGCUGCGUGCAUGUCGCGUGGGUUGGGGUUAUUAUACUGCAUAACGUCACGCUGCUGAUGAUUCGAACCAUGGGCACGGAGUAUAUACAUGUCAACACCGUGUGCUUGGGUCUUUCUGAGGUGCUCGGCAUCUUUAUUGGUCUCUAUUUGAUACUCUACACCAGACGUCGUUGGCUUUGGUGCGGUCAGCUGUUGACCUUAGCGGGCGCCGUUACAUUUCUAAUAUGGACCGUGCCGAAUACGUUAAAACCAAGUCGACGUGUCGGUUUCGAAAUGAUCUUCUGGAUGUUUUUGAAGUUCGCAACUGCCGUUACUUUCGCCGUGCUUGCUACGUGUACCGGUGAAAUCGUUUCGUCCGAAAAACGUCCCACUUUGAUGUACUCUGUGGUGACGCACAGUCGCUUUUGGCUAAUCUUUGGUCCAUCUAUAGCGGUUACAAUUCAAUUUCACAACUUAAUCCCCAUCACAGUGUUAGCCUCUUUGGCAGUCGUUACGGGGGUACUGCUUUGCUUGCUCAAUCGUGCCUUCUGGAAUAUGGAAAAACCGCGCGUGGCUAAAGUGCUCACGCCGAAGACAUAUCGACGCAAUUCUUCGGCUGAGCUUUUGCGACGUAGUUCACUUGGUGCGAAAUCUGAAUUUUACGACAAUUCUUUAACGAUAAGCAUAUCUGAUCUAUGGUUGGUAAAUUCGCAAUUCAAAGCCAUAACGGAACACGAAGUUGCAGCUGCGCCGAGGGAGAAGUAUGAGAGAGAAAGGGAAAAUGAGAAGCGAAUAUCCGAAGAGCAUUUGUAAGCAAAUUUCCAUGCACACAUUUGUACGUGUGUUCGGGUGUUCCCUUUACAUAGCUAAACAAUUUUUCAAUCGAAUUUCCUAAUAUCAAAUCCAUGCUACUACUGUCUUCUUCUUAUUUUCUGGCGUAAACACCGCUUUUAC